ACCAGGAACUGAGGAACACACCUGUCUGACGCAGAGGGACACCUUUCUGCCUGUCUCACCUCCAACAGCCCCCCCCCCCUCCAGCUGGAGAUGGAAGCAGACAGCUGACAGAGUUGGUGUGUCAGCUGAGGACUGAGACUCUCUGAGCUUUCUGUGUCCGACCGUCCGACCGACGACAGCGUGCAGCAUGGAGAACGCCGACGACCUGUUUAACCCCAGCCUGGCAGAAGCUCUCAUCAAGCUCGACCCCGAGGACGGCGAGCAGAUGGUGGAGUAUUUUAAGACGCACGCCCUGCUGACCAGAGAGAAAGCACUGCUGCAGGCGUCCGUCAGAGAUCAGAGGAAGCUGCUCGUAGAAAACGGCAAACUGAAGAAAGACAUCGAGUCGCUGAGGAAUCAACUUCAGGACAAACAGAGGAGACGCACAGCCAAAGCUUUGCUCUCCCCGGCCCCGCCUCCUCAAAGAGCAAGCCCCGCCUCCAAGACACCCGUCAAUCAGCCGCCAUCCCCUGCCGGAGCAACAUCCGCUGGUCCGAGGAACCCCCCUCACGAGCGACCGAGCAGGAGGAGGAGAGGAGAGAGGAAAGCCUGUCCCACGCUAGACUCCCUCACCUUGGGGGCGGAGCCAAGCAUCGACGUGUCACGACUUGACUUGAGGGUCGGGCGAAUCGUGAACAUCCGGCGCCACCCGCUGGCGGAGACGAUGAGCGUUCAGGAGGUGGACGUGGGAGAGAGCGCCACACGGACCGUCAUCAGCAAACUGGAGGAACAGACGGACUUUGAGGAGCUCCAGGGAAGUCUCGCGGUGUUGCUGUGCAACAUUAAGGAAUGUAGGGUGAGGGGCGUGGCCGCUCAGGCCCGCCUCCUCAGUUGCUCCGCCUCCGAGGACAGCAGCGAGCUUCUGACUCCGCCCACAGGGUCCAUCCCCGGAGACAGAGUCACCUUCCUCAACUACCCAGGUGACCCCGACAAGGAGCUGCAGUCCAAGCAGAGGGUCUGGGAGCUCCUUCAGGCCGACCUGCAGGUGGACGGUCGGGGCGUGGCCAACUAUAAAGGCUGUGCGUUUGAGGUGAAGGGGAAAGGUCUGUGCAGGGCCCCCUCCCUCACCAACUGCAGCAUCAGAUAGACCCAGCAGGGACCUGAAGUUCUCCAGAGGACUUUUAUUAUCAACAAAUGCUAAUCAUUCUCAGCCAGUCAGAAGCUAAUCCUGUUAGCUUAGAAUUUAGAAGACAUGAAGUCCAUUUUUGUUACAGAGUUGUUGUUUAUGAUUAAAAACAUGACACAGUAGUCACUCCAUACAUGAA
This is a messenger RNA of Notolabrus celidotus (New Zealand spotty), 1304 nucleotides long. RefSeq names its product aminoacyl tRNA synthetase complex interacting multifunctional protein 1b (gene aimp1b). The coding region runs from base 188 to 1126 and encodes 312 amino acids. The record is from RefSeq and is a predicted model, not a curated record. The transcript is spliced from 7 exons. Gene Ontology annotation, molecular function: tRNA binding. NCBI's taxonomy places the organism in Eukaryota, Metazoa, Chordata, Actinopteri, Labriformes, Labridae.